Molecule: messenger RNA, 22149 nt
Organism: Pelobates cultripes (western spadefoot toad)
Lineage: Eukaryota; Metazoa; Chordata; Amphibia; Anura; Pelobatidae
Source: the annotation of a GenBank genome assembly
GAGCUGUGUUAUUGGUACCUAGUGAUGGAGGGGACGUUAAUGCUGAGGAUGGAGGGGAGUAGUGGGGGAGGAGAGCUGUGUUAUUGGUACCUAGUGAUAGAGGGGAAGAUGAUGCUGAGAAUGGAGGGGAGUAGUGGGGGGAGGAGAGCUGUGUUAUUGGUACCUAGUGAUGGAGGGGAAGAUGAUGCUGAGGGGAGGUGGGUGGAGGUUACUGCAGUGAAGACAGAGGAUGCAGACACACUUGAAGAAGCCGUAUAUUGAUAUAUUAAUGAUACACUAGCUGAUUGGAAUAUCAGAGGCUCAGUGUAGUGAGAGAUUGGAGGCAGUGUAGAGGGUUAGUGGAGUAAUAGGCUGCUGGUUUAUAUAAAGGUUUUAUUAGAGUGAAUCAGAGCAGCAGACUGGGAUUAUAACCCAAACCAUGACCAGCCAGUCUCAAGGAAUCCAGCAGCUGCUGCAGGCGGAGAAGAGAGCAGCCGAGAGAGUCUCGGAGGCCAGAAAACGUAAGGACACUAUUUAUACAGCUUAUAUUAUAUAUUGCAAUGUAUCAUUAUAUUAUCACCAUGGACUGGGAGACAGUAAAUGGGAAUCUGUUCUAUGCAGCCACGAUCGUUGGUCGUAUCAUGAUAUCUCUGUCUGUCUGUCUAUCAUUGAUAAAUUGUUAUGCCAUGAAUAUAAUCCCUCCCGGCCCCCAGGUAAAGCACGCAGACUGAAGCAGGCCAAGGAGGAAGCACAGGUUGAGAUCGAGCAAUAUCGCAUCGAGAGAGAGAAGGAUUUCCAGACCCAGCAACGCACAGUACGUGGUAUCUUGUCUGUUAGCAUGAAUUAGCAAUUCAAUUGAGCACCACUCGCUGUUUAGUGAAUAAAGCCUCACAGAGUGGCCGUAACUGUCUAUAGUGUGUGUGUGUGUGUUUAUAAAGUGUCUCUAUGUACAGUCUGUGUUAAUCUGAAAUGCCUGCCUUCAAAGUGCUAUAUAUUUAUCAAUUUAUUUAUCUAUCUAUCUAUCUAUCUAUCUAUCUAUCUAUCUAUAUAUCUAUCUAUCUAUCUGUCUAUCAUCUAUCAAUCUAUCUAUCUGUCUGUUAUCUAUCUGUUGUCUUUCUAUCUGUCUGUCUAUCUAUCUAGCUAUCUAUCUAUCUGUCUGUCUAUAUCUAUCUAUCUGUCUGUCUAUCUAUCUGUCGGUUAUCUAUCUAUCUUUUUAUCUGUCUGUUAUCUAUCUAUCUAUCUAUCUAUCUAUCUUUUAUCUAUCUAUCUAUCUAUCUAUCAUCUAUCUGUUAUCUAUCUAUCCGUCUGCUAUCUAUCUAUCUAUCUAUCUAUCUAUCUUUCUAUCUGUUAUCUAUCUAUCUAUCUGCCUGCUAUCUAUCUAUCUAUCUAUCUAUCUAUCUAUCUAUCUAUCUAUCUAUCUAUCUAUCUAUCUAUCUGUCUAUCUAGUUAUCUAUCUAUCUGUCUGCUAUCUAUCUAUCUAUCUAUCUGUCUGUAUGUCUAUCUAGUUAUCUAUCUAUCUAUCUAGUUAUCUAUCUCUGUUAUUUAUCUCUGUUAUCUAUCUAUGUGUUUAUCUACUGUGUGUGUUUCUGUCUCAGAACCUGAUCAAAGGGAGAUCGGACAGGUGCCCACAUUUAAUUUAAAAUGUUAUAGCUCUAAUUAUAAACUCACAUUGGGUGUAGAGAGUGUGCCUAAUUUUAUAACCCCCAAAAGAUCAUUGAUGAGCAGUCACAGCAAUCAAGGGUACUCAUUAAAACCCGAAUAACUGUGUACCCAAAGGAGCACAACCAUUUGCUGCUGUACGGGACCAUUCAGACUGCAAAAUCCAGGCAACGUUCAUGGAAUUCAACAAUGUGCAGACCUUCUAAAUCAGGCACCAGAUGGCUAAAUCCGGACCGCAUGAAUUAAAUCCAAACUAUCAGCCAGCGGGCAAAUAGUAAAAAGAAAAACCUUGGCUGGGCGAUUGUUAGUCAUUUGGUGACUGACCACAUAAAAAAUUAAUAAUAAUAAAAACAAAAACAUUAUUAUAGUGGAGGUAUCGUAUGCCCCCUGUCUCCUAAAUGUUUAACACUGGACAGUGGGCUGCCAUAGCAGGCUGUGAGUUCUGGGAGUCUUACUUUGGGUAUUGUCAUUGCAGAAUGUUCUGUUAGCAGCUCCCACCGGCAUUUUACAUAUUUUGUAUGGCUCUACUUAUUUGUCUGAAACUCCUUGCCUACCUCACCCCCUGUGUGCCUCUUCCCAUCAAUCCUUUUUGUGUAUCUCCUGCCACCCAUUACUCAGAGGCCUAGCCAAAGGUAUCUUGGAUUGUUUUAUUCUUUGUCUGUGCCCUCUGUGACUGUGGGAGUUUUGUGUGGGGCAUGGCUUUGUGUGACGUGGCUGUUUGUGAAGUGGCUGUGUGUAUUAUGGCUAGACAUACUUUCCAAGUGUCCCUAUUUAUGAGGGACAGUCUCUAUUUUGGGUCCUAAUCCCUCUGUCCCUCUAUUCUACCAUAAUGUCUCUAUUUACUAGGAGCUCCAUAUUGUUGAUCUGUUAGAGUGCAAAAAAGAGGUACACCACAAUAAUACUCACAAUAAUAAUAAUAUGUCUUUAAACUACAAUAAAUGUAUUUAGAAAUCAGUCUUUUUAAACAAUAUACAUUGUUCUAUAUUACCCUCUGAUGAACUAAUCGGCGAAACGCACGUCAGGGCGAUUAGGGGUAUCUAACCGACAUUCUGUUACCUUAGAACAGUAACAGCAGAUAGUCUAAGAAACAGGGCGCACAGAGAUAUUUUCACAGAAGUAGAGCAAUUCUUCGAAGUAAGCAACCAGAGAGAAAUAAUAGCAUAGCAUUUAUCGAACUUAUUUCUCAGAGUUACUGAGGAUAUUUUACUAGGACCAAGUUUCCUUCACAACAAAAUCAGUCAGUUCCUACAGGACACUAGAAAGAUUAGCAUAUCUCUGUACGGUUAGGAAGACUGGGGGUUUAGUUACAGUUAUCUAAAACUCUUUGUGCUGAACGAGUGCAAAUUUAUAAUGGUAUUUACCUGCAAUCUACCUCUGCAAUCUGGAAUUCCUUGAAUAAUAAGAGCUACAGCAGCCAGCGAGUUAAAGACUACAUAAAGUGUGCAUAGCACCGUAGGAUUUAACCUUUUUGCCGCGUAGUCCUGAUAUCUACUGAUUGCUAUAGCAUCUUUCUGAUAUUUGAUAUAUUUAUUCUUUAUUAUUUGGAUACGAAAUUGAGCAUUCUUUUUUGUUACCAGUGUCCUGGGAUGGGGGAUAUGUUUUUCAUAAAGAUAAAGUGACCUUAAGAUUGGGGAAUUAUAGAAAGGCGAGAGUGAAUGUACCUCUAAUCCACCUUUCCACAAAUUCGGAUCAGCGGAUUAUAAUCCUUCAAGAUCUCAAACUGAAACUAAGAUGGCGGAUAAAGGAGUCCAAUCCGAGCCAGCGCUUUCCAUUAGAAGACCCUUCCUGGGAAGUGAUAACAAUGUUAGAAACCUAUAGGCCAUCUCUGUGCUCUUUCAUUCCCCCUGAAAGUGGACUCCACUUUUUCUUCAAGAUUCACUCCGAGGGUACGUGGGAGAAGAAGCCAUCCGAAACAAAUAACAGAAUUUAUUUCAAUAUAAUAUAAGUGCUCUUGAAAAAAAUCCAAAUCGGACUGAAAUGUUGACUGUACCGUUACACAAAUAAAGAAAAUAUUGCACAAGACUAAAAGCCCUCUGAGUGCAUUUCUCUGGGAUGUUGUACUGGGGCAUGAAAUAGCACAGAGACAAAAACAGGACAGGAAUGUGAGUUCCAAGCCCAUGUUGGAAAUAUAAUGGGGAUGGGGAGCCCACUACAGGAACCUAUUUGCACAAGCAUUAUGGCAUCAUCCAGUUUGUCUAUUUCAUUCCAAUAUUUUGGAAAUGCAAGCCGUGUAGAAGACAAUGCUGUCAUUUGCUAUCCACCUGAUGGGGAAGUGGUUGAUAAUAAAAAAAAAGACAACAAGGUAGUUGCAGCAUACUUAAAACCUCAAGGAGGAACAAAGAGUAGGAGUUUACUUUCACAAAUGCAGCCAAUUAUGGAAUGGGCUAUGCUUUGCUUGAAAGAUCUGAAAGCGGUUUACCUUCAGGGGAAAGAGAAUACCCUUCUGGACUUCCCAGACCGAGGAGAAUGAAGUUUGCACAAGGAAGUAUUUCUUCAGAUAAUGAAGAAAUGGAUAAAGCCACAAAUAGACCUGAUAGCUUAAUUCAGGAAUUCACAGCCCCCCACAUCCUUUUUGGAGUGGAAAGACCCUCGAGCAGAAGCCUAUCUCAGAAGUGGGUCUUCGAUCUGGCAAAUGUGUUCACACCAAUACCUUUGAUCCACAAAGUACUGAGGAAGAUCGGAAAGGAGAAUUGCACCAUGAUUGCAAUCAUACCUGCCUGGCCGAGAAGGCAAUGAUUCCCUCUCCUACUAUGCAUGAACCAUGGGAGCUGCCAUCAUGCUUCCUCAGUAAUGGGAUCUGUUAAUCCAGGGUCUAGCAGUGCUUCCAAAUCUCCAAUCCCUUUAGUUAGUGGCAUAACACUUAAGAAGAAAAACUUCUUAAAUUCAAAAUUGUCAGUCUUAAAUACGCUUCUUAAGUAAAGAAACAAUUCUACCUCAGCCCCCUAUCACAGAGUGUAGGAAACUUUCAGAUCCUGGUUCUUGGAGAAAGAAAUCAACUUUAAUGAGCCAUCAGUGGCUGAAAUCUUCAACUUCCUUCAAGAAGGCUUGGACAAAAGUCUAAGCCUUAGUAGACUGAAGCUCCAAGUUUCUGCUGUCUCGGCUCUGACUAAUACUAGGUGGAGAAAAAAUCCUCUAAUCAUGAGAUUUUUCAAAACGGUCCUGAAGAUAUGACCUCUCUCAAAACAACUGGACCCUCCAUGGAACCUUCCAAUGCUACAAGAGAUUUGUGGCGGAACAGACCUCGCCACGUGUUCUUGGAGGGGGCUGCUUGCCCGUCUCCUACCUUCUGACUAUGGCCUUGGGAUAUAUGGCAUUUGAAAACACUAUUUGUGCCCUGUGACAAAACUGGAGAUUGUGCACAAGUAUGACUAGUUAUGAUUCCCUUCGUUUGUUGCACUGUUCCCCAUGUGUUUCAUCUGUUGGUUCGGCUGGAUAGACUACCAGACAAACUGUGGAGUUACUGGGUGGCCACCAUUUCAUGUAUCAGAGGCACAUGAUGAGAACAAUGGAUGAAGCACAUGGUGAGAACAAUGGAUGGUGGCCAUUUUAACUCACAGACACUGUGUUGACUUUGUGGUGCAUUUAACAGUAAUUAUUUUUCAUAUAGCCUGUAUAUGUUCUGCGGAAUCUGCAUUAAACCGUAUCUUCCAAACUACUGAACGGAUCUGAGUGAAUUUUUGAUAUGUGGUUCACCCAGAUCCCCCGGUUCCGAGGAUAUAUUUAUGGGGUUAUUGCAUGUUUUGGGGUCCCUGUGAUAUAUUUUAUAACACUGUAUUUUCCUGCCUGUGAUAAUUAAGUUAGUCUAUUGUGUUGAGAUAAUUGUAUCACAGGCAGAGGGGUGGAUUUCUGAUGUAAUGAAUGGGAGUGUUAGCUGUGUUGUAAUGUGUUGAUUGGUUGUUCUUCAAAACCCUGUGGGCAGUACUAUGUUUGUCGAAUGUGAAUAAAAGAGGCUGUAUGUGCCAGUACAGGCAGUUCUACUUCACCCUCAAUUUAGAGUGCCGUCUCUUAUUGGGGGAAUCUGCUGCAAGGGAUUGCUAUGCUUGUCAUACUCCCUUGCUAAAUCACUGCUAAGCUCUUGUAAGAGCUUGUUCCUGUCCUGCUUUCUGAAGGAGUCCACGGUGGUUACGGUGUCGGCUGGAGUGUUUGGAGCCCUCAGGAAGCGCUAGGAGCAUCCUUCAACGGAGGUACCCAGUCGGGGGCCCCGUCGAUCCGUUACAAGAUUCUUUUGGAAGAAAUAGGCAUUAAUAUGCUGACACUUAAAACUCCCUUUCUUGUAGCAAUAACAUCAGCCAGGAGGGUCACAGACCUACAGGCCUUAAGUUCUGCAGAAUCAUAUAUGCUAUUUCAAAAGGAACCGGUGGUUCUAAUACCUAGACCAGAAUUUCUCUCGAAAGUGGUUUCCAGGUUCCAUAUUCAACAGGAAAUAGUGCUUCCAUGUUUCUUGCCUAAUCCAUGUAACCAGGAAGUAACUUUUUGGAGUAAAAUUUAUGUGAUAAGAUGCCUCCAUUAGUCUAGUGACAUCAGAAAAAGAGAUUAUUAAUUCUUCCAUCAGGCAUUAGAAGAGGUGAAGCACCCUCUGUUGCAAUUCAAAGAAUUAUAUAUAUAUAUAUAUAUACACUCACACACAUAAAGUGCUGUUUGUGUGGGUGCUGUGUGUGUGUGGGCACUGUGUGUGUGUGUGUGUGUGUGUGAGGGCGCUGUGUGUGUGUGAGUGCACUCUGUGUGUAAGGGUGCUGUGUGUGUUUAAGCGUGCUGUGUGUGUGAGGGUGCUGUGUGUGUGUUUGUGUUUGUGAGGGUGGUGUAUGUGUGUGUGUGUGUGUGUAAGGGUGCUGUGUGUGUGUGAGGGUGCUGUGUGUGUAAGGGUGAUGUGUGUUUGUGAGGAUGGGGUGCUGUGUGUGAGGGUGUUGUUAGUGUGUGUGAGUUCUGUGUGUGAAGGUGAUGUGUGUGUGUGCUGUGUGUGUGAGGGUGCUGUGUGUGUGUGUUAGGGUGCUGUUAGUGUGUGUUUAUGUGUAAAGGUGCUGUUAGUGUGUGUGUGCUGUGUGUAUGUGUAAGGGUGCUGUGUGUGUCUGUGUGUGUAAGGGUGCUUUGUGUGUAAGGGUGCUGUGUGUGUGAGGGUGCUGUUAGCGUGAGGGUGCUGUUAGUGUGUGUGUGUGAGGGUGCUGUAUAUGUGUGGGUGCUGUUUGUGUGUAUUUGUUUGGAGGGACUGUGGGGGUGGGUGGGGGCCGUUUAGGAAAUAGCCCACCUCCCUGCUUACCUUUUGUAGGGAGGGGGGACCAUGCUGCUGUCAACCCUGGUUGUUCAGUGGUGAGUGAACUCUAGCCUGCGGGGCUAGAGUUCACUCUCACGAGAUCUGAGUGUUGCCGUGGCAGAUCUUUGAUCUCCCUCACCGGCACAUGGACGCACAUAGCGCGGUCCGCGGGGAUCAGGGUGUGCCCAGGCACACCCAGCACACCCCGUGCGCAUGCCUAUCCCUUCUUUGUAGCUUGGGUUGUACCCAUCCGUGAUGCUGCCAUGUUUAGCCAGGAAAGAGGAAAAUGUAUUUCAUACUUACCAUCAUUUUCUUUUCCUGGCUAUUCUACAGGGCAGCAUCACACUCCCUCCCUUCUGAAUUCUUCAACUGUAACUUUUUAAAAGACUGGGGAAUUCAGGGGGAGGGGGCUUUUAUUAACGAUUCUCAAUUAUUUUAUUAUAAUUUAAUCAUUCCCACGCUGACAGCUGUUGAGAAGCUACUCUCUCUCUGAUGCUGCUGUAACCGCGGCUGGUUCCCUUAUUUACCACUAUAAUGUCUUAAAGCAUAGAACUUAGUAGGGCUAACCAUACAGAUAUCUUUUAUAAUUCUUGAAAAAGCCCUCGGAAGAAGGGCGAAACGCGUUGAUAGGGUGCCACUACUACUCAUCUGCUGCAGACCACCUGAGCUUUCGAUAGAAGCUGGACUAAUCGCUAGUGUUUCCCCACUGAUACCAACACGGCCAGCGUUCCUGUGUGCACCAGGCAGCUGCCGUCUCUCGUGAGGAACCGGAUCACCAGCUUUGACUCUACAGUACGAGCAGAUUUGAAAGAAUGUUUUUUUCCUGCAAGAUCGACAAUGAUGAGUAUCAUAUUUUAUACAGUGUAAGAGUUUUUAGUUUGGGGGGGGUUACCCUUUCUUUUGUAUCCUGGGCAAUAAAUUUUGAUACAGAGUUACACUAUGUAUCUUUCUUUGUCUCUCUUUUCUACAUAUCUCUGAGUCCCUACAUAUUGCAACAAUAUCUGGACUUUUUUUUUUUUUUUGCAGGACUUUGUAGCCGAUUUAUAUAAUCUGGACAUUUUUUUCAUGACUUUUUCAUUACUACACACAUCAUUUGCAUAUAAAUGCACCCUUGUUAUUUUUAAGGGGACUAUCUAUUAAGCGCUGAAACUCAUAUUAACAUUUGGACAUUGAAAUUGGGAAAUUUCUUAUUGUUUUAGCCGCUAAUAUUAUCAUAGUACUUUAAGUACCAUCUCUAUUGUUUUAAUUAGACCAUAUAUUGACUAUUACUUAGGUCGUUUAUCUAAUCUAUAUAUGCGCUCUCUUUUUUGAUCUUAUAUAUAUAAUUAUAUACAUAUUAAUAUCAAAUUACACGUAGACUGAUACUGAUUAAAUAUAUAUAUAAUUGGGAGCUAGCGAGCUACCCAAGCAGACGCACGAGCACUGAGCUCCGGGAGAAAUUCACCUACAAAGAACGAAAUCGGCAGUUCCAUAAAACCCAAUUGCUACCAACGCAGGUCGGAACAUAAUGGGACGCAAAUCCAAGCAGCUCCACCACGAGGCAAUGCUGUCCUCUCAAAAUAUCGGCGAUUUACUCAGAGCAACGCCGCGGCCGCGGCCUGCCAAGAUGGCGCCCGCGCGGGAAGCCCCUGAUCACUCCUCAGAUGACAGUAUGGAGGAGGCCGCUGAAGCAAGGAGCACUAGAUGGGAGAGUACCCCACCUCCUGAACAAUUGCCGGCGAGCAAAGCAGACAUCAUCCAUCUGCUCAAGGAGCUUAAAGCUCAAUCAGCAGCAGACGUGGCCCUAAUCAGGGAAGAUCUGGGUGCCAUGUCAGCCCGCAUAAAGGCUGUGGAGGUGAAUGAAGCUGCCACAACAGCCAAAAUUGAAACCCUGCAAAGGGAAAUGGCCCAAAUGAAGAAAACCAGCACUAUAUUAGAAAAUAAAGUGGCUGCACUGGAAGACGCUAAGCGCCAGCGGAACCUCAGGAUAAGGGGGAUACCAAAGGCUGUGCAAGACUCUGAGGUCGCACACUACCUUCGCCGAUUACUAGCCUCUCUGCUAUCACAAGCUAAAGCAAAAUCCAUCUUGCUGGAGUUUCACUUUCGCAUACCCAAGCCACCAAGAGCCCCAGCUGACGUCCCACGGGACCUACUUAUCCGCUUUCAAUCUCUCCGUGGCAAACUACUAGUACAAGAAGCAGCCCGAGAAACUAACACAUAUGAGUUUGAAGGUUCUGAGCUAUCUUUCUAUAAUGACCUCUCUAGGGCAACAGUCACAUGGCGACACUCCAUGAAAGAAGUCACACAACUACUGAGAUCCAAGGGGAUACAAUACAGAUGGGGACCAGGGUGCAGACUCUCUGUCAACAAUGACGGCAAAAGAGUUCACAUCACCCAAGCAAGUGACUCUGUAGCAUUUCUACAAACCUUGGUAAUAUCCCUGGAGGCCACUACAAGCACUACCUCAGCAGCAAAGACAUCGGCGAACAUGUCCAGGAUAUGGGACGUCAAGAGAAUCCAACCCUUUAUCCCAAAAGCGAGUGGUGCUGCGGCCACCCUUCAGCCGAAAACCUGAAUAUCGCAAGCACAUUAUAACUUGGACUGCGUGUCACAGAUGUAGGCCCCUUAGGCUAUCAUCCUCAGACAUUACUCUAUGUCCGCUCCCACUUUAACAAUAUUUCUCCAGCGGGCCCGCCGCCCAAUAGACCACCCGAGAACCGCAUUGCCAUGUACCUCCCAGUUUGCUCAUAACCCCCAAAAGGAAGCUAUCUCCAACAAGCAAAUGUUAAUUUUUCUUACUAAUUUCAUGCAACCACAACUAGAAAUCUAAUGUAUAACUAUAUAUCACUGUACUUAUGCUUUGCCUAGACUGUUAUGUUUACCUGCUACCUGUGACACUGUAUGCAAAGGUUGCAUUUAAAAUGUAGCAAAACUAUGAGAGAUGAUAACUAUACACAUGCUAUGCUACAAUAAAAAAUUAUAAAUAAAAAAAAUAAAAAUAAAAAUAUAUAUAAUUAUUGUUAUACAUAUAUAUUUAUAUAUAAUAUAAAAAAAUAAAUAUGUAAAUACGUUAAAAAAUUAAAUUAAAAACAUAAUUAAAAAAAAUAAUUAAAAAAUAUAUAGAUGUGUGUUAUUUUGUUCUAACUGUAUUGUGAUAUUAAUAUAUAUAUAUUUAUAUCAAAAUACAUGUAGAACAAAAUAAUAUAUAUAUCUAAAUACAUAAAUAUAUACAUAUAUAUCACUAUAUAUAUCUAUAUAUAAAUAAAAAUAUUUAAAAAAAAUUAUAUAUAUAUAUAUACAUAUACUAAUUCUACAUAUAUAUUUAUGUAAUAUUUUUACAUAAUUAGGUAUCUUAGUUAAUUACAAUUAGCGGGACCUGCCUGAUAACCCAUGCCGAAAGUAAAGGGAAUUUAAUUUGCUAGCACCAUAUUUAACCCUAUAACUUUCCAAGACACCAUAAAACCUGUACAUGGGGGGUACUGUUCUACUCGGGAGACUUCGCUGAACACAAAUAUUAGUGUUUCCAAACAGUAAAAUGUAUUACAACGAUGAUAUCGCCAGUAAAAGUGACAUUUUUUGAAUUUUUCACGCACAAACAGCACUUACACGGACGAUAUUAUUGCUGCGAUACUUUUUACUGUUUUGAAACACAAAUAUUUGUGUUCAGCGAAGUCUCCCGAGUACAACAGUACCCCUCAUGUACAGGUUUUAUGGUGUUUUCAAAAGUUACAGCAUCAAAUAUAAGGCUUGUGUUUCAUUUUUUCACAUUAAAAUUCGCCAGAUUGGGUACGUUGCCUUUGAGACCCUAUGGUAGCCCAAGAAUGAAAAUUACCCCUAUGAUGGCAUACCAUUUGCAAUAGUAGACAACCCAAGGUAUUGCAAACGGGGUAUGUCCAGUCUUUUUUAGUAGCCACUUAGUCACAAACACUGGCCAAAAUUGGCUUUUUUUGCAUUUUUCACACACAAACAAAUACUAACGCUAACUUUGGCCAGUGUUUGUGACCAAAUGGCUACUAAAAAAGACUGGACAUACCCCAUUUGCAAUACCUUGGGUUGUCUACUAUUGCAAAUGGUAUGCCAUUAUGGGUGUAAAUUUAAUUCCUGGGCUACUAUACAGUCUCAAAUGAAACAUAACCUAUCUGGCGAAUUUCAAUUUGAAAUGUAACGUGCUAUAUUUGACCCUGUAACUUCCCAAAACUCCAUAAAACCUGUACAUAGGGGGUACUGUUUUACACGUGAGACUUUGCUGAAUACAAAUAUGUGUAUUUUAUUGCAGUAAAAGCAAACCGUAUUAUGACAUUGACAGUUAAAAUGUCACGUAGAACUAAAAAAAUAAAAAAAUUCUUAUUUUCUCCCCUUUUUUUCAUAUUAAAUUAUGUUUCAUAGCUAAAUAUUUGAUAUUAAUUGAAAGCCCUGUUUCCCCUGAAUAAAAUGAUAUAUAAUAAGGGUGGGUGCAUUUACUAUGAAAGAGGUGAAUUACGGUUGGACAGACAUGUAGCGCAAAUGCCAGGUUUUGUUUACAUUUUGUUUUGUUCACAACGUGUACAUUUGGCUCAGUCCUUAAGGGGUUAAAGAAACAUCUAUGAAAAAACAAUAUGCUCCAUUUCUAACACCUUGUUAGUUUGCAAUAUCUCUUAAAGACAAAGUGCACAGUUUUAAGAAAUACAACAUUUCAUUCUAAAACUUGUAAUAUUUAAAUUUUCCCAUAACACUAAUUACAUUAACCCCUUCAGGACGGGUGACGGACGAGGUCCGUCACGCAGGGGAGACCCUUAACGACGGGUGACGGACCUCGUCCGUCACGCGGUAAAAUUAACCCCGGAUCGCCGCUAUCGCGGCGAUCGCGGGGUUAAUGGUGCUCCCGGUAUGCCUCUGCAUUGGAGGCAUACCGGGAGCACCCGGUCAAGCUGCCCAGCACAUGUGCUCGCUCUGACCGCAAGUCGGAGCGAGCACAUGUGCUCUGUAUACUUACCUACCGGCUCCCUGCACUUCCGGGUUCUGUGUGAAGUGCAGGGAGCCGGAUCAGUGCUGAUCCUGCCCCCUGCUGUUAAAAAAAAUAAAGUUUAUUUAAAGUGUCCCCCCCCUUACCCAUUUUAAUAAAAAAUUAACCCCUUCCCUGCCAAUUGAUCACUGACUACAGUGAUCAAUUGGCAGGGAUUACAUUUUACUAUGAUCUGAUUUUUUUUUUAACCCCUGAGGGUUAAUUCUUUUUUUUUAACCCUCAGGGGUUAAAUUAAUUAAAUUAAUUAAUUAAAUUAUUUUUAAAUUAUAUAUUUAGAUAGCUGGGGUAGGUGGAAGUUAGUGGGGAAUUGGGGGAUUUGGCGUUAGGCUAACUAGGGGUUAACGUUAAAAAAGUUUUAAAAGAAACUUUAAAAAGUUAAAAAUUAAGCUUAAAAAAAUGUUUUAAUAACAUUUAAGUAAAAAAAACAAAAAAAACACACUUUACCUAGUCCAAAUAAAAAUUAACCCCUUCCCUGCCAGUCGAUCACUGCCUACAGCGAUCAAAUAGAGAUCACAGUAUUAUACUGUGAUCUAAUUUUUUUUAACCCCUGAGGAUUAACUUUUAUUUAUUUUUUUAACCCUCAGGGGUUCAAUUUAUUUAAUUAAUUAAUUUAAAUAUUUUAUAACUAUAUAUUUUGCUAGCUGGGGUGGGUGGGAGUUAUGGGAAAAUGGGGAAUUUACUGUUAGUGCUGCGUACUGCUAGUUAGGGGUUAACAGUAAAAAAAAUAGCUUAGAAAAAUGUUAAAUCUGUAAAAAAGUUUUAAGAAAGUUUAGGAAAGUUUAAAAAAAAUUUAUAAGCAAAACAAAAGUUUAAAAACUAGUUUUUAAAAGUAAAAAAGUUAUAAAAAGUAAAAAAAUACAUUUUAAAAACGCUCAUUACCACUACACCUGGAACAAACUAGAGAAAAAAGUAUCCCACGCCAAGGUUCAAAAUAUGCCUUUUGAAUUACCCCAGGGUGUAAUCUUUAAUAAAUAGUAUGUGUUUGUGGGGAAGUUUCAAUAACCAACCGUCUAAACUAUUCCAAAUUGGAACAUGGACACAGCGUAAAACUUCAAAGUUAGAAAAAAACUGAAUGGCUGCGUCUCAAAUGCGCCCCUUCAACAUCCACAUAUACCUGGCAAAGGUACAUACGGGGGUAUUGCUGUACUCAGCCGACAUAGCUGAGCAACAUAUGAAGUAUUAUACAGUCAUAGUACACAUAAGGUUUGCAAAAUAUGCUGCGCAAACUCACUUUGUAUGUCAAAAAAGCAGAAAAAAUGCUUAUUACCACUACACUUGGUACAAGCUAGCGGAAAAAUGAUCCCACACUAAGGUUCAAAAUAUGCCUUUUGAAAUACCCUGGGAUGUCUUCUUUAAGAAAUGGUAUGGCUUUAUGGGGAAUUUGGAUUAUAUAGCCUGGUAAAAUACUCUAAAAUGGGACAUAGGCACAGCAUAAAAAUUCAAAGUUUGAAAAAAACUGGAAUGGCUGUGUCCCAAAUGUGCCCCUCCGAUGUCCACACAUACCUGGCAAAGGUACAUACGGGGGUAUUGCUGUACUCAGCCGACAUAGCUGAGCAACAUAUGAAGUAUUAUACAGUCGUAGCACACAUAAGGUUUGCAAAAUAUACUGUGCAAACUCACUUUGUAUGUCAAAAAGGCAGAAAAAAUGCUUAUUACCACUACACUUGGUACAAGCUAGCAGAAAAAUGAUCCCACGCUAAGGUUCAAAAUAUGCCUUUUGAAAUACCCUGGGAUGUCUUCUUUAAGAAAUGGUAUGGCUUUAUGGGGAAUUUGGAUUAUAUAGCCUGGUAAAAUACUCUAAAAUGGGACAUAGGCACAGCAUAAAAAUUCAAAGUUUGAAAAAAACUGGAAUGGCUGUGUCCCAAAUGUGCCCCUCCGAUGUCCACACAUACCUGGCAAAGGUACAUACGGGGGUAUUGCUGUACUCAGCCGACAUAGCUGAGCAACAUAUGAAGUAUUAUACAGUCGUAGCACACAUAAGGUUUGCAAAAUAUACUGUGCAAACUCACUUUGUAUGUCAAAAAGGCAGAAAAAACGCUUAUUACCACUACAUCUGGUACAAGCUAGCGGAAAAAUGAUCCCACGCUAAGGUUCAAACUAUACCUUUUGAAACACCCUGGGGUGUCUACUUUAAGAAAUGGUAGGCCUUUGUGGGGUAGAUUGAAUUUAAAACCUGCGAAGAUGCUUGGAAAUUGCACAUAGGCCCAGCGUCAAAAUUCAAAGUUUGGUAAAAACGGAUAUGGCUUGGUCUCCUAUAUGGCACUGUAGCUUCACAAAAUAGUGACAAAGACAUUCAUUGGGGGUGUAUUUUUACUCAAAAGACUUAGCUGAGCAUAAUUUGGGAGGUUUGAACUUAGUGGCACAUAUGAAAUAUACAAAACGCCCAGCAAAAAUGCAAUCCGUAUGUAAAAAAUGCACAAAAUAAUUUUUUUACCACAUACUUUGGCAUAUAUUGGUGAAAAAAUGGGGGUAUGUCAAGGCACAAUAUGCACCUUAUGAGAUACCCUGGAGUGUCUACUUUUACAAAUGGUAGGCCUUUGUGGGGGUUUUUUGAACAGUCAAACUGUUAUAAUACCCCAAAUGGAAGCUAAGGCUCAUUAAAUCCAUCUCUCAAAAUUCUACUGUGAAUACUGUAAAGGACAGGUCUCCUAUAUGGCACUGUAGCUUCACGAAAUAGUGCCAAAGACAUUCAUAUGGGGUGUCAUUUUACUCAGAAGACUUAGCUGAGCAUAAUUUGGGGGGUUUGAACUUAGUGGCACAUAUGAAAUAUACAAAACGCCCAGCAAAAAUGCAAUCCGUAUGUAAAAAAUGCACAAAAUUAUUUUUUACCACAUACUUUGGCAUAUAUUGGUGAAAAAAUGGGGGCAUGUUAAGGCACAAUAUGCACCUUAUAAGAUACCCUGGAGUGUCUACUUUUACAAAUGGUAGGCCUUUGUGGGGGUUUUUGAACAGUCAAACUGUUAUAAUACCCCAAAUGGAAGCUAAGGCUCAUUAAAUUCAUCUCUCAACAUUCUACUGUGAAUACUGAAAAGGACAGGUAUCCUGUAUGGCACUGUAACUUCACGAAAUAGUGCAAAAGACAUACAAUGGGGGUGUCAUUUUACUCAGCAGAUGUAACUGAACACAAAAUAAAACUUUGUACAGGAAUAGCACACACCAACUUUACAAAAUAUACACGAGAAUUUCUCUGUUAUAAGUUUGUGUGCCAAAAACCAAAAAGAACACAAUUUUACUCCAAUAUUUAGCAGAGGUUGGCGGUAAUAUGGCUACGUAGAAAGUGUCAAAACAACCUUAGGUAAAUAGCCCGUGAUGUCUACUUUAUAUAAAUAUAUACUUUUGUGUGGCAAUUUUGUUUUCUUUUAUGGCUAUUAAGCUUACAAGACAAACAUACCAAAUUCUAAAAUCGCUCCACAUUAAAAUUUAUUUUACUCCUUGUGCUUUGUGACCUGUAACUACCAAAAAAACUUAAAAUCCCAGACACAUUAUAUAUUCUGUAAAUCAGAACAAAUAAAUAAAUUUAUCUUUAAUUACUUUCCUUAACCUGCACUAAUUAUGCACACAUUAUUAUUGCAAAAACUGUAAAAAAAAACAAUAUUUUUCAUUUUUUUUGCAUUUUUCUGUAUUUUUUUUAUAAUAAGUAAGCAUUUAUAUAUAUAUAUGUUAUAUCAAAUUAAAGCCCUUUCUGUCCUUUAAAAAACAGUAUAUAAUAUGUGUCGGUGCAAUAAAUGAGAGAGAUGCAAAUUGCAGUUGAACGCAAACAGCAAGAAAAUGCAAAAAUUGCUUGUGUCAUUAAGCGUAAGUCAAGCUUCUGAAGCUGUGUCCUUAAGGGGUUAAUUGUGAAAUACAUUUUCCUCAUCAGUAAAUAGCCCUGCCUAUGUUAUAACAUGUCUGUGAAUGCUACUCUGGUGUGCUACAUGCCAUGCUAUGACAACUAUAUGCAGCCCCUCAGGGCCCCUGGCGCUCCCUCUGUCACUCUCUCUGCCCCUCCCUCCCCCCCAUUCCUGGCUCUCACACGAGACUGUUCACUAAACGCUAAAUUGUUGGGAAUUUCUAGAGAAUUGCAAAUUUAAGGCCAAAACAAAGGAGCUGAAAUCAUAAUAUUUGGAGACUUUUUCAGAUUUUAUUAUUUUAGCUUUUGAAAUUCCCAGGCGAAUCACUGAUAAUUCAAGGUUUAGUUAAUAAUCCUGAAUGUAUCAACCUGGACAUGUGGGCUCAGAAUUGCUCUAAUUUACUAAACUCCGCUUAGUGCAAAACUGAGCCUAAACUAGCCGAUCUGGAAAUACUCAACUGGUUAUAGCUCUGCUAUUUUAGCCUCUAUUUUGAAAUUUCGAUUUCAAUUCACUACAACCCAGAGUUUAGUAAAUAAGCCUGUUUUACCAUUAAUACAAGUUAAUAAGGUUACAUAGCUGAAAAGAGACUUGCGUCCAUCAAGUUCAGCUUUCCUCACAUAGGUUUUGGCUGUUGAUCCAAAAGAAGGCAAAAAACCUAGUCUGAAGCGCUUCCAAUUUUGCCGCAUACUAGGAAAAAAAUUCCUUCUUGACCCCAAAAUAGCAGUCAGAUGUCUCCCUGGAUCAAGCAGCUAUUACCCCACUAAUUAGAAAUGAUAUCCCUGUAUGUUAUGUUUUUGCAAGUAUUUAUCCAAUUGCUGUUUAAAAAUCUGUAUGGACUCUGAUAAAACAACCUCUUCAGCCAGAGACUUCCACAUCCUUAUAGUUCUUACUGUAAAAAACAACAACUUUUCUUUGCCUUGGAUGAAAUCUAAUUUCUUCCAGCCUAAGCACAUGGCCUCGUGACCUAUGUAUAGCCCUGUUUAUGAAUAGAUUUCCAGAUAAUGUUUUGUACUGGCUCCGAAUAUAUUUGUAUAAAGUUAUCAUAUCCCCUCUGAGGCACCAUUUUUCCGAACUAAAGAGAAUUCGGACCUUUCUUCGUAACUAAAGUGCUCCAUUCCUUUUAUCAAUUUUGUAGCUUGUCUCUGCACUUUUUCUAAUGCCAUGAUAUCCUUAUUUAGAACAGGUGCCCAAAAUUUGCACAGCAUAUUCAAGAUGUGGUCUAACCAGCGAUUUAUAAAGAGGCAAAUUUAUAUUUUCGUCCCGAGAAUUUAUGCCCCUAUUUAUACAUGACAAAACCUUACUGGCCUUAGCAACUGCAGAUUGACAUUGCAUAUUGCUGCCUAAUUUGUUGUCUAUAACAUGUAUGUACGUAGCGGGGAAUUACGAUGCCACAUAAACAUAAAUAACCCCAAUCAACCCCCCCAAUAACGACAGACAACUUAGUAUGGAUGAACAGGCCACACCAUUUAUUAUAACAAAUAAAUUACUGCAUAACACAUCCAUAACUAUUUAUUAAACCAAAUUGUUAGAAAUAAAUAAUCAUAAAUUAACAUAUAUACAUAUAAUAACUCGAACAUAGUGCUAUACAGUGACCCAACCAUCCUUGCCAAUAAACAUACAGUGGUUCCUAAUCACCACUUCCUCUCACCUCCCCCCUCGUCAUAAAAAUCAUAUAUUUCCAAUGCCCGCCAUCAGCCGACCUUAUCCACGCUUGAUGGGCAUGACACCUCAGGCAACCUAAUGUUAACCGUUUGAAGCAGGGGAGGUUGAGACCUGCAAAACAUAAAAACUUAGUCCAUCCUUAAACAUAACCCCUCAAAGUUAAUUGGCAAGGACAUACCCCCGGCUUGCUGUGACUAACUAAAACUACAAAGGGGUGGGCGGUGGGAAGCUGUUUGCUGGCCCUAUCCCCACACUCCUACAUGUGCCCUUGUCCGCUUAGCUGCGCUAUCUCCCCAUGGCCUAUUCCCAAAUCCGUCUCGUGUGUGGUUACCCCUAGUUCACUACCAUUUAGGGUGUAAGUGGCUUGUGCAUUCUUGACCCUGAAGUGCAUAACUUUGCAUUUCUCUACAUUAAAUUUAAUCUGCCAUUUUAGUGCCCAGUCCCCCAAUCUAUCUAAAUCCCUCUGCAACAAAGCAAUAUCCUGCUCACAUUUUAUUACUUUACAAAGUUUUGUGUCAUCUGCAAACACUUAGACAUGGCUUUCAAUGCUUAUUGCAAGAUCAUUUACAAAUAUGUUAAAUAGAAGCGGUCCCAAAACAGAACCCACAUGGACACCACUUACCACUUUUGUCCAGCUUGAAAAUUUACCAUUAAUGACAACUCGUUGUACUCUAUCCUUAAAGGGACACUCCAGACACCCAGACCACUUCUGCCCAUUGGAGUGGUCUGGGUGCCAACUCCCAUCACCCUUAACCCUGCAAGUGUAAUUAUUGCAGUUUUUAUAAACUACAAUAAUUACCUUGCUGGGCUAACUCCUCCUCUAGUGGACCUCUGGGCUCUUAAAACCCAAAAAGUGUUUUAAACGAUGCUGGACGACCUCACGCUAUGCUUAUAUAAUAAUGCUUUCCUAUGGGGAGGAUUAAUGCGCGCACGCGCAUCCUUUGCCACGCAUGCGCAGUAGGUCUCCCCUGUCGGCUGAUGUCUGCGGGAGAGGAGUGUGGGCGAAGCUUGACCCAGCGCCGAGGGACAUUGGCACUGGACUCAGGUAAGUCACUGCAGGGGUUUUAACCCCUUCAGCUACAUGGGAUGGGGGGUGGGAGGGAGAUGGGCACUGCAGGUAUAUGUUUUCCUGGCACUGGAGAGUCCCUUUAAGCCAAUGUUCUUCCCAAGAACAAGAAUAUUCAUCUAGACCAAUUUCUUUUAGCUUGAAGACUAACCUAUUGUGAGGAACUGUAUCAAAUGCCUUGUCAAAUUCCAAGUUGAUCACAUCCACUGCAACACCCUGAUCUAUACUUCUACUUACUUCUUCGUAUAAUGCAGUUUGGCAUAACCUAUGUUUCAUAAAACCAUGCUGAUUAUUGCUCAUAACAAAGUUCUUCCCAAUGAAUUUCUGAAUAUUAUCCCUUAAUAGCCCUUCAAAUAUAUUCCCAGUCACAGAAGUUAAGCUCACAGGUCUAUAAUUUCCAGGCAAAGAUUUUGAACCCUUUUGAAAUAUAGGAACAACAUCUGCCUUCCUCCAAUCUUCCGGUACAAUACCUGAAACAAAAGAAUCUUGAAAGAUUAAAUACAGAGGUUCACUUAUUUCCCCACUUAGCUCCUUAAGUACUUGUGGGUGAAUACUGUCAGGCCCCAGAGCUUUAUUUACAUUAAUUUUCUUUAACUGCUUAGCACCUUGUCUCGAGUCAUCCAAUCACAAGUAAUCUGCAAUUUAUUUGCAGCAAUCAUUUGCAUAUCUCUUGCCAUGGCAUCCUCAUUGAUCUAUACUGAAGAAAAAUAGUUAUUUACAAUUUCUGCCUUUUCCUGGUAUUCAUUAACGAACAGACCCACCUCGGUUUCCAGUGUACCUACACUUAAAAAAAUUGUUGGGGUUGGUUUUGAAUUCUCUGGCUAUCAAUUUCUCAUUUCCUAGUUUAACCACUCACCAUGGCUCUCAAAAUUAGUAUAAAGUGCUUUGUGCAAAAAAACCUAAUGCACUAUAAAUACAAGUGCAAUAGUAAAUUAAAAUAGUAAAGUUACAUUUCAUGCAGCAACCAACAGUGCUUGGCAGCUACAAUCAACUUUUCUCCUCAAGCUGCCUGAUGCCGAGGCCACUAUUUUAUGUCUCUCCCAGCUCUUUUGAUUGACAGGGCUUUAAUGCAAAACUUUGAGCUGCAAUUUAAAUCUCAUAUUCUAUUGGUUUGACACAUUUGUUAAAUGAAAGCCUACGGGGAAAGUGUCCUGGCACCAUAAGCAAGUUGAAGUGAUUAUGGUGCCUAGAGUGCCUGUGUAAAGAUGUCUCAUAUUGUUGUGAUCUUUUUCAGGCCCUGGGAACUCAAGGAGACCUGUCCUCAGAAGUCGAGGCCAGAACACGACGAACUCUGCAGAUGGUACAAAGCUGUCAUGGUAAAAACAAGGAGGUCGUUUUAAGAAGAUUGCUGAGCCUGGUCUGCAAUGUGAAGCCAGAACUCCACCCCAACUAUCGCUUCAACAGCAACUGAGCAAUGUUUCACUUUCACUCACCCGAGACCCCCCCCAUCAACAUGUUUUGAAAAGUGAAAGCAUCUGUUUCACUCUCUGACACAUGGACUGUCUACCGUCUAAUGAUAAAACUAUCCAUGACAAUGUAGUCAAUUGGGGCCAGUAUAACCGUUAGGGCAGGGGUUCUCAAUGUUAGUCCUCAGGACCCCCUACCAGUCCAGGGUUUAGGGAUUACCUGGGUGUGUCUAAGGUGUUUAGAAAAAGAAAAAAAAAACACCUUAGAGUGUAAGGUGUUUUUUUCCCUUUUUCUAAACACCUGAGACACACCCAGGUAAUCCCCAAAUCCUGGACUGGUAGGGGGUCCUGAGGACUGGGUUGAGAACCCCUGCAUUAGGUGAUCUAGGCUAUAAUCUUGGCCACCUAAAUUUAAAUAUUUAGAGAGUGAAAUUUCUCCCCUUUUGCUUGAGUCUUAUACAUUAGCAGACAGACAUUGAUGAUGGAUAUUUAAGUAUUAAUUUGAACCUACUGAUCAGUGAUGAAUAAUCUUUGACACUCCAGCUAUUGAUGAGAAAGGCUCCCAUGAUGUUUGGCUGUGGUUCAUGUUGAAUAAUGUAGUUCACAGCUGAAGUGCCAAAUUUUACCCAUCAUUGGCCUUCAAAGACCUGAGUAUCCCUUAACUUCCAGGAUCUGAUAUGCAAAAUGGACCCAGAGAGUGAUAGAGAUUCCUAAAUUUAGUCCUCAUUGUCACUGCUAUAUUGUAUUGAUUAAUACUGUCUGGUGUUGUUAUUGUAUCUAUUGUGGCAAAUAAAAUAUUAAACAGAAAUAAAGACAGAAGACAACAAAAGAGUAAAGAAUGGUAAUUAUUAAUCUUCUGAAUUCUAAAAUGGGGAAGGGGGGGAGGCUAUCAAUAGAGGUGAUAGCAGGGAGAGGUAAAGUAAAUACUACUUCUGUGCCUUUGAGGGCACCCCUUAACCCAAAAUGCCUGUUACUCCUAAAAGGAUGUAUAAGAAAUGCCUCCCACCCCUAGAAUAGAUAUCAUUAAAGAAAGCCGGAGAUUGUAAUGAUAGCCGUAUUUUCCCUCCAAUUUAUGGGGAGAGGUAUUAGUGAUACAGUGGCUAUGAAGUGUGCUUGUCAGAACCCCUGACGCACAUUUCGCUAAUCUGGCUCAUCAGAGGUCAAUGAUAAGCCAGAUGGGCGAAACGUGUGUCAGGGGUUCUGAUAAGCACACUUCAUAGCCACUGUGUCACGAGUGAGCUCGCGUUCAGCUUAUAAUGGCGUUUACAGAAAUUUACUUAUAUUUCUCCCCAUAUAUUGGAGGAAAAACCGUCUUUCAUUACAAUCCCCAGCUUUCUUUCAUGAUAUUUAUCGAUUGGUUUAUAUUUGCCACUCCACCAGCAAAACAGUUAUAAUGUCUCGCUCUCUCCUGGCAGUGUAUUAAAAUAUAGCUGCCAUGUGGAGGUAGGGCCAUUGAGAGUCCUGAUGGAUGAUCUCUUUGAACAAACCUUUGUUUGGCCUUGAAGUGGAUCUGUCUGAGUUGGCUAGUUUGUUAUCACGUCCCAAACAUUCUUGUCACGGACAGUCCCCGUUUUGUUGGCUGUGUUCCAAACUGCUGUGCACAGAAAAGGACGGCACGCUAGCACAAACAUCGAUCUGGAAACCUCUUGAUUUUUUUUCUGCUCUUUGCCCACUAAUUGGAAGCCCCUAGUCCUUUAUUCUCAGUACAAAUUGCACAUAAUACUCUGCUUCUGUCAUCCAGAUAUUUAGUCACUCUUGACUUCACUUGUGGAAUUCUGAGAUGGGAUAUUGCUACUAUCUCCCAUGAUAGUCCACGUCGUCUGUUUCAUCACUCUCUCAUGUUUUCAUAAUCCUUUGUUGCCCAACGCAUUUUGGGACUUUUUAGCCAUAAUCGCCUAUCCCAACAGUACUCUGGUGACAAAACCUUAGAUGGCAGAUCUUCUAAAGCCAAGUACCUGUUGAGAUGACUUUCAUCAUGCCACACAGCCUCCACUUCUUUCUCCCUGUCCUCCAAUAUUCCCCUGAGACAGGACGAUGUAAGGUUCAUGAGACGGGGAAUGGUCCCACCAAACACUGAUGCGUGAUAGUAGUAUUGGACCUUUUCAAGAGGUAUGAACGCAGUGGAGCGAGGGUCUUGUUCGUAUGGAUAGUCUUCUUUCCUUUGCAAGUAGUAUCCUGAAUGAAGUUGAGCUACCAGGUCUCCCAGGGCCUCUGAGCCAUAACGCGAGACAAAGACCUGUGGAGAUGCAAACAAUGCAUUGGUCAAAUAAGACAAACUAAAGGGGGUUAGACAGAUGAGAUACACAAAGCAAUAUAUG